CUCUACCUCGCUCAUCAAUGGGAAAUGAGAAGAAGAGAAAGAAUAUGGACCCUGUUAAAACCGGCCUCAACAUGCUCAGCGUUUCCCUCCUUCAACCCAUGGAUAUUAUCAAGGUGAGGAUGCAACUAGGUCAAGGAUCAGGUGCGCAGAUCGCAUCCAACAUUCUCAAAACAGAGGGGGGUUAUGCCGCCUUUUAUAGGGGUCUAUCUGCUGCACUACUUAGGCUGCCUCUGCAUAAAGCUGUUCAAGCUGGAUCAUAUUCAAUCAUAGCAACUACAGUAACCGGGGAUAAUGAUCGCAAACCCUUGUCACUUGGCCAGAAAGUUAUGGUUACCUCAACUGCUCUAACAAUCGGAUGGGCUUUUAGUAUCCCAACACAGUUGGCAGAAAUUCGUAUGCAGGCUGAUGCAACUUUUCCUACCUCUAAGCGCCGAAAUUACACGAAUGUCUUCAAUGCGCUUCAUCGUGUUGUUGCAGAUGAAGGGGUUCGGGUGCUUUGGAGAGGUUCUGUGCCAGAAAUAGCAAAACAGUAUGCACUAACUACAGGGUGUUUUUCUGUUUAUUCUCCGAGUUUUAGGUACUUGAAGGAUUCCCUUGGUUUUGGAGUCACCACUAGUGUGAUUGGUGCCGGUGUUAUUUCUUCUUUCAUGGGAUGUGCUUUAAGUUUGCCAUUUGACUACGUUAGGACCCAGCUUCAGACUAUGCAACCUGAUGCUUAUGGAAAAUAUCCUUAUACUGGCAGUUUUGAUUGUGUUCGCAAAACCUGGAAAACAGGAGGACUUCCUAUGUUUUACUCCGGGUUCCAUUUCUACUUUUUCAGAUUUGCUGCUCUGACGACGAUUUCAUGGUUUAUCACGAAACAGCUUCGUCGUUUGGAUGCAUCAAUCAGUGAAAAAAAGAUUACAAUAAAAGCUCGUUGAAGCGACGUUUGAGUUUGAGGUGGUUGUUAGUUAAUGCUGAGUUCAUGCAUUUUUAGCAUUUGAUAAUUUGUUCAGGAGCUCUGAUCCUAAUUGAUUGACUUCCAAUUCCAACCUUAUUUUGAUGGUGUGCAUUCACACCUGAUGCUAACAGUUCAACAACCAAGAUUACCAAUUCAUGUAGUGACUUUGUGAAUCAUAAUUACUUACUAGAAAUACUUAGCUCUAUUUGGAACUAAGUUUUUUUUACGUGUAAACAAACAUGAUACAUAAUAGGCCGUAAUGACAUCAUUUGAAGUAUUUUCUGUUUAACAUGAAAAUGAAUUUAUUCCUUUACUA
Molecule: messenger RNA, 1256 nt
Organism: Arachis duranensis
Lineage: Eukaryota; Viridiplantae; Streptophyta; Magnoliopsida; Fabales; Fabaceae
Product: mitochondrial dicarboxylate/tricarboxylate transporter DTC
Exons: 6
Coding region: 18-920 (300 amino acids)
Molecular function (GO): oxoglutarate:malate antiporter activity
Source: RefSeq, a predicted model, not a curated record